Molecule: messenger RNA, 2519 nt
Organism: Sipha flava (yellow sugarcane aphid)
Lineage: Eukaryota; Metazoa; Arthropoda; Insecta; Hemiptera; Aphididae
Product: growth/differentiation factor 10-like
Exons: 3
Coding region: 275-1366 (363 amino acids)
Biological process (GO): BMP signaling pathway; SMAD protein signal transduction
Cellular component (GO): extracellular region
Molecular function (GO): cytokine activity; growth factor activity
Source: RefSeq, a predicted model, not a curated record
CUAAGUGCCCGUGCCGGCAGUCGAGUUUGAUUCCUCGAAAGUGUCACACGCCACUCUCACGUUCCUCCCUGCGUUCUUUGCGGCCGUCGUCGAUCGCGCACGCGUUUUAUCCGCCACCGCCAGCUUGUUACCGAUUCACAAACCUAAUCGAACCUUAGUAACCUAAGCGGGAGAAUAUUAAAAAAAAAAAAAAUACAAAUAUUUGUCCAUCUUUACUGGUGCGGGCACGUGUUGUGUGUGUUUCCGUACGCGUCCGAAUCGUGCUCACCCGGUCAUGAGGUGCACGGUCGCGGCAACGAUGCUCAUCGCCGUUCUGGCCGUCACCGUACCGCGGGACGGUGCUUGCGCGCCAGACGUCGGCGACACGCUGAUGGACAUGCUGGACAUCCGUACGGCCGAGAACCGCACCGCCGCCGACUACCGGAUACCCGGUUACAUGUACGCACUGUACCGGGACACGGGCAACCGGCAGCUGCUACAGCGUUACGACUUGAUCCGGAGCGUCUCACCGCAGACAGAACCGCUGGGCACACAUACGCUGUACGUCUAUGACCUGAGCGCGUUAAAACCCACCGAGAUAAUAGAAAAAGCAGUCCUUCGACUGGAUUCCGGUACGAACCGCCAGUCGAACAAGACCGUCAACGUGUCGUUAUUCUCCCAGAACAAACACGCGGUCUCCAACUCGUACCUGGGCUCGGCCAAUAUCACCGACACCGUUCUGGACUUGGCCCGCAGCUUGGGCCCGCGGUCGGCAAAUGGUCUAAAACGGCUGAUCGUGCGAGUGGAAGGUUCGGCGAGACCGUCUAUUGGGCUCGUGUUGUACUCGAUGAACACCGCGAACGCGCCCGUGAAGGGCCACGAGAUGGCCAAGUUGCUGUUCGAAGCCAACAACAAAAGACGUAGACGGUCCGUGGUUGACAACGAGGUAGACGUCAAGAAAAACUCGUUCACGGAUGAAACGAAACGGAAGAGGAAAAAGAAAAAAGGAUCGAGAGCCAGCAAGCUACAGGCCGUGGACGCGGGCGAUUCGAUAGCGUUCGUCGACACGGACCAAUGCCGCAUGGAGAAGCUAGUGCUGAACUUCGCAGACAUCGGCUGGGAGGACUGGGUGAUCUACCCGAAGGGAUUCGAGACCAACUACUGCGCGGGCGGCUGCCUGUUCCCGCUGGGCAAAGGGUCGCGGCCCACCAACCACGCGACCGUGCAGAGCCUGGCCAGGUCGUUCGGCCGGCUGUGGGACGUACCGGAACCGUCGUGCGUGCCUGACACGCUGGCCCCGCUCACCCUGCUCUACAUGGACCGGUCCAACCACGUGCUGCUCAAGAGCUACCCCGACAUGAGGGUGGUCACCUGUUCGUGCAAGUAAACACACGCAACGGACAACACCGUGUAACAAGCACUGUAUGCCUGAGGCGGCAAUACCACUGCAUUGGUUCUCUCAGAAAUCGAUACGGCUCGGGCGUCCGAAAAUUCCGUGUACAUAUAAAUGUAUAUAUAAAUUUUAUUAAGUUUUAAGUUAGAAACCCAUGAGCGAAUCGAAACCGAACACAUCUCCGGUUAUAUAGAAGUUGGCCACCGUCGAUACGUACCCUUACCGUCGUAAUCACGAUAUUGUGACUGUGUCUUGUGCCAAAAUAUGUUCAUAAUAAAACGACUGAAUAACCGACAACGUACAUAAUAUUAUUUCGAUGCACACCGCCAUUUUUCGCUAGGUAAAUUUUUAUUUUUUUUAUUUUAUAAAUUCUUAUGACUUUUUACACCGUCCCGAUGUCUAAUCGAUACUCUAUGCCAACGUUACGUUAAGUAAUACCGUAAACGUACCGGUAAAAACUGUCGCUUCACCAAACAUUACCCGAAUCGCUCGUUGGCCACCGGUACCGUCGAAGACGGUCAUCUUGUACAGUUUCUCACAUAAAUCUGUGUUCGAGAAUGACGAUAAACGGAAACGAGGAUUUCGUCUGCGUCAUCGCAACACACGGUAUUAUAAGAUAUUCGGUGGACACGGCUAUAGUUUUACUAUCCUCGUACGUGUACGCAGUUGGUACCGACUUCGGUAGUGCUUCAGCGUCGCUCCGACUGUGAAUAUAAAUUAUUGUUGUCUCGUCAUCGCAUGUAGUGAACCGUACGCGAUUUGUAUGUCAAGUACGUACGCGUAUUGUUUUUGCAUCGCGAAAUGUGCGCAGAAGGACGAUAACGGCGUGUGAAAAAUAAAAUCGUAGUUAGUUAUGUGUUCGAAUACGCGUAAGUGUUUGUAAAUUGUAAUUUUUUUUUUUUUUGUAUUAUACCUCGUAUUCUAUGUGGAUACGAAAGAUAAUGUGAAAUCGAUGAUAAGAUAUCGGACGAUGUGUCUAAAGAAUACGUUCUUCGUUGUUUUUCAAAACUAUUUAUUAGACUUCAAAGUGUAAUAAUAUUGUAUUGUAUUCAAAUACGAGUCGGUUGCGCACAUUUGCUGGAAAUAUUCAUAUAUUAUAUACGUUAUUGUCCGAUAGUAAAAUAUUAUAUUAUACUACGUUACAUUA